Molecule: messenger RNA, 1105 nt
Organism: Leguminivora glycinivorella
Lineage: Eukaryota; Metazoa; Arthropoda; Insecta; Lepidoptera; Tortricidae
Exons: 3
Coding region: 82-930 (282 amino acids)
Molecular function (GO): transmembrane monodehydroascorbate reductase activity
Source: RefSeq, a predicted model, not a curated record
UUAGUAGGUACGCGAAGUGUCCAUGUGACUGUGUGUCACCGCUCAAGAACGGUUCGGAGGGUCUACGCUGUAUCUGCCAAAAUGGAUAGACCUAGCACGAGCCAGCAGUCAAUGGAGAAAUAUUCUGUGCCCAGAAUAGAUAAGCUCCCGACUAGUUCUACGCAGUCUGUGGACAAAGUUGAGAUGUUUGAAGUGAGGGAGCAUGUGCCUUAUCAAGCUGAAGUCACUCGGGCACCAGGAGCAUAUGACGCGGAAAGCGGUGAUGUGUAUGCCAACUCCUGGGAUUCGGCCUGGCUGGCGAUUUGUCAGUUGGUGAACCUUCUUCACCACAUGCAGGUGGCCAUCGUCGUCUUCUGCAUAUGGCACUUCGCGUUGACUGUGGAACCUAGUGGGGCUAUCAGCAAUCUUCAGCUCCAUAUCAUUUUCGCGGGAACCGGCUACCAGCUGUUCCUAGUGGAAGCGGUGCUGACUCUUCACAGGCACAACUCUUGGUCCUUCCAACUGUCCCAGGAUGGCAAGCGGAUAGUCCACGGAUGUCUGCAGCUCAUUGGCUCCCUGUUCGUCAUUGUGGGCUCGUUCUUGGCUUUAGCUGAGACUGACAUGGCAGUCAACACACCUCAUGGAUAUUGCGGCGUUAUCGCACUGGCGUUCUCUCUGGCUAGCUUCUUCUCAGGCAUCAUAGCACUUUUCUCCUCGAAAGUACGUCUCAUGAUCAGAAGUGGACCAGUCAAGAUCCUACAUAUCUCCCUUGGAUUGAUUGCCCUCUCCAUGGGCCUCAUCACGAUAGCCAUAGGAUUCAAUAUGGAUUAUUUCAGCGCUGCUAACCCAGGUCUAUCCACGGCCUUGAUGUGUUUUGUGGUGUUCAUAUUGCUUUAUAUUGUUGUGCAGCCGAUUAUAGACUUGGUUUCCACUACUAGGAAAACCCUGUGACUAAAUGAAAGGCUGUGUCUUCGGAUGGUGAGAGUAUGGUAAGCAGGCUGUAGGUGUAAGUGUAGAAAAAAGAGGCGUGGAUAACAUUUUUGUGUCAUUUUCUCACAUUAUAUAGUCUACAAGAACUAAUACCUAACCCAAAGUCCAGUAACUUCUGUAGGUAUUUGUACUUUUA